This is a messenger RNA of Plasmodium gaboni, 2601 nucleotides long. Its product is annotated as glycine--tRNA ligase. Gene Ontology annotation, cellular component: cytoplasm; mitochondrion. NCBI's taxonomy places the organism in Eukaryota, Apicomplexa, Aconoidasida, Haemosporida, Plasmodiidae. The transcript has a single exon. The record is from RefSeq and is a predicted model, not a curated record. Gene Ontology annotation, molecular function: ATP binding; glycine-tRNA ligase activity. Bases 1 to 2601 code for a protein of 866 amino acids. Gene Ontology annotation, biological process: mitochondrial glycyl-tRNA aminoacylation.
AUGAUAAUUAUUGUAAUAUUUCUGCUUUCUAUGUUUUUUUUUGAGAAUAAAACAUAUAGUUUUAUUUCUAAGAUAAAUAUAAAGAACAUACGAUAUAAUAAUAAUAAUAAAUAUCAUUUAUUUCCCUCAAGAGAAUUAAGAAAGGUUAGCUCGUUUGUGUUGGAUAAUAAAGUAUUAUAUAAUAAACAAAAGAUAAGAAAAAGAAAAUUUAAUUUUUUUUAUGUUUUUUCAAACAAAAUGAGUGAUAUCAAUAAUAUAAAGGAACAAAAAGAAAAUGAUGAAUGUGGUAGUGUGGAAGAACUUAUAGAAAAGUAUAGUUGUGAAAUAUCAUCCUUAAUUGAAAGAAAUCAAUGUAUUAAAGAAAUGAAUGAUGAAGAAUUAAAAAAGGAAUAUAUGGAAAAUGAAAAAUUAUUACAAGAAAAAAAAAUGAAAUUAAAAGAUUUAUAUAGUAAACCUAGUGAAGAAUUAAAAUUAAUUGAAAAUCGUACAAAGUUAGAAAAUUUAGUAAAAAGAAAAUUUUUUUAUACUAACUCAUUUGAAAUAUAUGGUGGUGCAUCUGGUUUAUUUGAUUAUGGUCCUUCUGGUUGUUUAUUAAAAUCUGAAUUAGAAAAUUUAUGGAGAUGUCAUUUUAUAUAUUAUGAUGAGAUGUUAGAAAUAUCAGGUUCUUGUGUAACUCCUUAUCAAGUAUUAAAAACAUCUGGGCAUGUGGAUCGAUUUACUGAUUUAAUGAUUCGUGAUGUAGUAACAAAUGAUUGUUAUAGGGCAGAUAAAUACUUGGGUGAUUUUCUAAGAGCUAAAAUUGAAGAAUUAAGGAAAAAGAAUACAAAAGAGGAUGAACAUGUUGAAGAAAAAGAAAAGAAACAAAAGAGAGUUGAUGACAUAAACCAUAAAAAUAAUAAUGAUGACAAUAAUAUUAAUAAUAUUAACAAUAUUAAUAAUUGUAAUACAUUUGGAGGGGGGGAAAAUGACACAGAAGUGUUAAUACAAAAAAUCGAAUUAAUAUUAAGAAAAUUAGAUGGUAUGAAUCAAGAUGAAAUUAAAGAAAUUAUUAAAGAGUAUAAUAUAAAAUCACCAUUAAAAAAUGAUUUAUCAGAUCCUUUUCCAUUUAAUUUAAUGUUUCAAACAAAAAUAGGACCAAAGGAUGAUAAUACAGAAGAUAAAAAUAAGGAGAAAUGUAAAAAUGUGGAUGAUAAUAAAAAUUUAAAUAAUACUAAUACAAAUAAUAAUAAUAAUAAUAAUAUGAAUAAUAUUGCUUUUUUAAGACCCGAAACGGCACAAGGAAUAUUUGUUAACUUUAAGAAGCUCUUAGAAUAUAAUGGGGGAAAAACACCAUUUGCAGGAGCACAAUUAGGCCUUGGAUUUCGUAAUGAAAUAUCUCCAAGAAAUGGUUUAUUAAGAGUUCGAGAAUUUCAGAUGGCUGAAAUAGAAUAUUUUGUAAAUCCUAAAAAAAAGAAUCAUGAGAAAUAUGAUUUAUUUAAAUAUUUAAUGUUACCAUUAUAUCCUAGAGAUAAUCAAUUAACGGAUGGAAUGAUAAUUAAAAAUAUGACAUUAGAAGAAGCAGUAGAAAAAAAGAUUAUAGCAAAUGAAGCUUUAGCAUAUUUCUUAGCAAGAACCUAUUUAUUUUUAUUAAAAUGUGGAAUUAAUAAAGAUGGUAUACGAUUUAGACAACAUUUAAAAACAGAAAUGGCACAUUAUGCAAAUGAUUGUUGGGAUGCUGAAAUAUUAACUUCUUUUGGAUUUAUUGAAGUUGUUGGACAUGCAGAUAGAUCAGCAUAUGAUUUACAACAUCAUAUGAAAUAUACAGGUGCAAAUUUAUAUGCUUGUGAAAAAUAUAAUGAACCUAUUGAAAUGGAAUUUGUAAAAAUGAUACCGAAUAAAGCCAAAAUAGGACAUACCUUUAAGAGUGAUCAAAAUAAAAUCUAUUCUUGUUUAAAUGAAAAAACAAAUGAAGAAUUACUACUUAUUGAUGAAGAAUUAAAUAAAAAUAAUAAAUAUAUAUUAAAUGUUGUAAAUAAUGAUUCUACAGAUAAUGAAUAUAAAUUUGAAUUAACAAGAGAUAUGUUAUCAUUUCAAAAAUAUAAAAAAAAAGUUCAAGAAGAAAAUUUUAUUCCUAAUGUUAUAGAACCUUCAUUUGGAAUAGGUAGAUUAAUAUUUUGUAUUCUAGAGCAUUCUUUUAGAAUUAGAAAAUUUACUGAUGAUAAAGAAGAAAGACAAUAUUUAUCAUUACCAUAUAAAUUAGCUCCUAUUAAAUGUUCUAUAUUAUCAAUAUCAAAUAAUAAAGCAUUUUAUCCAUAUAUUAAACAAAUACAAAUGUUAUUAAAUCAAUAUAAUAUAUCAUCAAAAAUAGAUAAUUCUAGUGUAUCUAUAGGUAAAAAAUAUGCACGAACAGAUGAAAUCGGUAUACCUUUUGCUGUAACAAUAGAUUUUCAAACACUAAAAGAUAAAACCAUUACAUUAAGAGAAAGAGAUUCUAUGUUACAAAUAAGAAUCAGUAUGUCUCACUUGGUAGAUAUUAUUAAUUCUAUGUUACAUGCAAAAAAAUAUUGGAAUGAAUAUAUAUCUCAAUAUGGAUUAUUCACACAGCAGGUCUUGGAUUCGUAG